Lytechinus pictus (painted urchin) is the source of this 7794-nucleotide messenger RNA. RefSeq names its product transcription factor Dp-2-like. The transcript is spliced from 12 exons. NCBI's taxonomy places the organism in Eukaryota, Metazoa, Echinodermata, Echinoidea, Temnopleuroida, Toxopneustidae. Gene Ontology annotation, biological process: regulation of cell cycle; regulation of transcription by RNA polymerase II. Gene Ontology annotation, cellular component: transcription regulator complex; nucleus. The coding region runs from base 576 to 2078 and encodes 500 amino acids. The record is from RefSeq and is a predicted model, not a curated record. Gene Ontology annotation, molecular function: DNA-binding transcription factor activity, RNA polymerase II-specific; RNA polymerase II transcription regulatory region sequence-specific DNA binding.
AUCACCGCCAAGCUCAGUUUACUUGGGAACUCCCGAUUUUGACCGAGUUCGGUGAUUUUUAUUUGUUUUGUUUGUUGUCCUAAAUUCCUACGAUGUCUUCAGUGGAGGAAUUCAAGUUCUAGGGUGUCUCUCGUACCUAUGGACACAGAUUUAACGAUAUUUAUCAUCAAACAUCACAUUUCCACGCUGGUUUUUCCGAAACUUCGAUCGCGAACAUCGCUCGAAACACUGAACCGCACCGCGAGGACAUGGGAACAACAGAGUUUCUGUCAUAGCGAGAAUUAAUCAAUGGGACGCCAUCUCUUCGCUCAAUUUCGACUCGAACCAGUUCGGCUAGGCAGCGGCACCGUACCUCCGGACCACUGACAAUCGAAUCUCGGGGAGCGAGCCUGGGGCUUGGCCCUCUUCUCCGGUGCGAUCGCAAAUAGCUCCAUGGUACAGCGCAACACGGGAUUGCUGACGCGACGACACCGGGACAAAGCAAACAUGUCUUGUUUUACAACCCAUUGAUUCAGCUUGGACUGCUAGAUUGUUAAUGCCAAAUUCAGCCAUAAAUCGACAAUUUCCUCAUCACCAUGGAACCGAGUGCUAGUUUGACUAGCUUGUGGGGUUCUGAGGGUCAUGGUAGCCCAUUAAAGUCGCAACCCUCGACACCUUCAAAGUCUCUAGGUAAAGAUAUCCUUGGUGAAGAGGUGACAAGCUUUUAUGAAGAUGCUGGCCUGGGAGGCAUUGCGCGAGAGGCAAAGUUGAUUGACCCUUCUGGCACACUGAGAAGUGAUGGCAAUCUCCAACAAGUCACAAGAGUUGUUCAUCUUCCUCAAUUAAUCUCACCCAAACCCUCCCCCAUGAAGACCACCACCCAGAUCCUACCCAAAGUGGCAACCAUCGUCACGACAACCAAUGUCAACACACUUCCAGUGAUCCUCACACCUCAGAGGCAAGUCUUAGCAACUGGGAGUCCAAGUCAAUCACAAACUUUCACACCUGUUGCUUUACAAUCACCAAGUUGGACAACAGGGUCAUCACAGAAAAGAAGGGGUGAUUUUUCAGAUGAAUUUGAUAAUAGUAGCAAGAGGAAGAAGAGGGAGAAUCAGAAAGAAUCAAAGGGUCUCCGUCACUUCUCGAUGAAGGUUUGUGAGAAAGUACAGCAGAAAGGUAUCACAUCGUACAAUGAAGUAGCAGAGGAGCUCGUCAGAGAAUUUAGUCAGCCAGCACAUCAAUUCUUACCAUCAGAAUCGCAUCAGUAUGAUCAGAAGAACAUCAGGCGGCGGGUCUACGAUGCCCUCAAUGUCCUCAUGGCAAUGAACAUCAUCUCAAAAGAAAAGAAAGAGAUUAAAUGGAUUGGUUUGCCAACGAACUCAAGACAAGAAUGCGAUAAGUUAGAGACAGAGAAGAGGAAAAGAUUAGAGAGUAUAAGGCAAAAGAAAUCACAGCUUCAGGAACUCCUCUUACAGCAAAUUGCUUUCAAGAACCUGGUUACGAGGAACAAGAGGUUAGAAGAUACAGGAGCAAGUCCGCCAACCAGUAACUCAGCCAUUCACUUACCUUAUAUUAUUGUUAACACAAGCAAGAAGACUGUCAUUGACUGCAGCAUAUCAAAUGAUAAGUAUGAGUAUCUUUUUAACUUCAAUGACACCUUUCAAAUCCAUGAUGACAUUGAGGUAUUAAAGCGAAUGGGUAUGGCGUAUGGACUGGAGAAAGGUCAAUGUACUCUAAGUGAUCUAGAGAGGGCCAAGACAAUGAUACCCAAGACGUUAGAACCUUACCUUGCAGAAAUGGCCCAGCAGAGCCAGAGCACGUCGAGUACAACAAUCAUCGCAGGACCAAGUGGUAUCCAUACCCAGAGUGCUUCAAAGCCUCGCCUACCGGGUGAUCCUCAGUUCUCGCCCCUUGCUGUUCCGCUCUCACAUUCUGUUGAUGCAGAGGUUGCCUUAGCGACCGCUGACCUGGCCAUCUCCCAAUCAUCGAGUUUAAGUUCCUACUCGGACGCAGGCCCAUCACGAGGUGCUACCGACACGCCCAGCUCGUUACUCGACACCGACAGUGACGAAUCAAGUCGUGAAUCAUUCCAAGUCUAAUACACAGUCUUCCGUUUAUUUGUCCAAUUGCCUUUUAUAUCAUAAACUCUUCGAUCAGCCUUGAUGUACCCUACAAAGACUAUGCUUCACAGACUGAAUAUGUGCGAUGGCUUUCAUCUUGGUUUGAUAGUGAGGCUAUUACAGUUUCAGGACUUGUGUCAGCCAAGAAUCGAUUGGACCUACGUUGUAUUGUGAAACCCAUUGAGCGAGCGUGUGGGGUAUUUCAUUACAGAUGAAGAAAGUGAGGAGCAAGGAAAAAACAAAAGGAUUUGUUGAAAACCAGAAGAACUGUUGAAGUGUUUGCAGAGAUGAGCUGAGGUGAUUUCUUUAUUUCAGGAAGGAGUGCUUUUGCUAGAUAAGCUGACGUUAUGAAGUAGAGAUUUGCUCAGUUGAGCUCGGACUCGGGAUUCUCGGAGUGGAACAACGUGCCUUUAGAUCAACUUAUUAUAUUAAUAUGUAUAGAUGUGACCUUUGUAAACUUGUGAUAGAAAUUAUUGCCCAUUCCUUCAAGUAUCAUACAAAAGGUCAAUGUUUUUCAAAGUAAUAUUGAAAUGGAUAAUGGGGUCAAGUUCUUACAUUCCUCUACCCAAUCAAGACAAAAGACUCCUGGUUGCCUAGCCCAAUUUUCUCUUCCUAUAGUUUUUCUAAUUUUUUGUUGUUGCAUGGUAAGUGAUAUGUUCUAGAGUCUAUAAUAUUUAAUGUAACAAGAGUUUUGUUGGGGACUUGUCGUUGGGAACAUAAUAUUGUACAUGUCUAGAGACAGUUUUAUUGAAAAAAAAAAGAUAUAUCUAUACUGAGAGAUUGAAAUACUGUUUGCCGUGAACGUUUAAUAUAUUGCAGUGCCACUUGCAUUAACCUUGUCAAUUUACAAUGAGCAUACUUUUGGUGAGAAUUAUUACCAAAUAUUAAUUUUUAAACAACUAUAAAAGAAUAAUCUAUGCUAAUUUCAAAACAAUUCAGUGAAAAUCAAAAGAAAUCAAAAAAGGGGGAAAGCACUUUAUUUUUAGGUGGGUUGUAUGGAAAAUGGAAUAAUAAUAAUAAUAAUAUAGGGUAUUUAUAUUGCGCACAUAUCCACCUUGUUAGGUGCUCAAGGCGCUCCAUAUUACCCGGCUAAGCUAGGCGUUCUUAGCGCACACAGCUUUUUAAAGAAUAUCUUAUUGUGUCGUGUAUUUCAACUAUGGAAAACCAGUGAUAAUUUUUGUUAUUGAGAAUGGAUGUGUCUGAGCAAAGUGCUAUGCAGAGAUGUUUGUGUGUGGUUGUGUGUGUGCGUGCAAUUGUGUACACCGUAAGCAGUGUGUACACCCUAUAAGAUGAAAAAAUAUGACAUCCCUGGUUUUCCAUAGUUAGGAUUUUCUGUUUUAAAUCAGGCUCGGUGAACGCUCAGGGUAUGAAAUUUGGCAGGCAUGGAUGUGAAAUAUACGAGAAAUUUUGAUGAAACUUCAUUGAUUUUCAAGCAUAGUGUUUUGUUGUUGAGUGCUCGCUGCAGACUGAGAUACUAAACACCAGCUUUGACUGGGUGUCUAGAUUAACACUUCCCAGCUCAACACUGAGUGACACCAAUCCUAGCUUGAGCCUGAUUUUGAGUGUACAGAUAGCGUUUGGGUUUUCCCCUGACACUAACACCAACAUCAUCUUUUGUCUGCGUAGCUCAUAGCUUGUGUUAUUUUGGUGAACAGCCCUAUACACUGUUGUUCAAAAGUAAUAUAAUUCUUUACAGCAAUCACUAAAAAAUAUGCCCCAGUCUAAUUUAUCUUUGUACAGGGGCUCGGGGCUAAUUUGCCCCCUAAAUGCCCUUAAGAGCCCCUGAAAAUGCCAGAAGAUCCAAUGUAAACUGUAUAGAAAAUUUUGGUUGAGGAGCUCAGAAUUAGCCCGGGACAGUGUUUUAUGAACAUUUUUCAUUUAGCAGUACAGAUAGUGUAGGAAGAGUUUCUUAUAUCUAGAGCACAUCCUAAACAUGUCAUUUUUUUGGUUGAAAAUCAAAUUGGGAUUGAUUGCAACUCAUGUUUGCUCCUUGUGAAAGCGUGGGGGGGGGAUGUCAUUAUGACAAAUUUAUCAGAACAGCAAUCGAAAAGGAAUUAUGAAAUGAUCACGUUACAAUAUAGAUCACUAUAUUACUUUGUACUUGUUUUAUAUCCUGAAAUGUUGCAUGGAGAAGAUAAAGCAGAUUCUAUUUGAAAUCUUAAAAAAAAAAAAAUUUCUUAGAUGAGAUACAAGUAGAAGAUCAGGGGGAGUUUUCACAAAGAAUUGAAUGUGACUUGAAGUUGCUUUUUAAUCAUAAUUCCUUGUUGUGUUCAGUAUGAUCACUGCAUAGUCAUAUUAUGCUCAAGAUGCACGCUAAGUACUGCGUAUUCUUCAACAAGAUUAGCUGAUACAUUCCAUGUUCAAAUUGCCACUUGGCAAGGGUGGACCCUUCAAAGACUCGCGAUUGAUCCGAUCAACCACUAACUAUAGAAAGCCAGCAACUUCAACGUCUACAAUGCAUGUUUGUUCAAAAUACGUCUAGAUAUGCAGUAUAUUCAUACAUUCAUUGAUUUCUCGCAAAUUCAGUGUGAUAUUCUCCUUGUUUGAAAAGGAAAUUGGGCAAAUUUCCUGUAGUAGAAAAAUAUGACAUUGAUGGCUUUCCAUACAUUUGAGGUAGAUCGAAUCAAUCCUAACACUUGGUAAGACGGGGCCAUGAUGUCACACUCCACUUUUCUUUUUAAACAUCCAUUGUUAAUUAGAUAAAGUGAAUUCUGACAAGCUCUUUUAUAAUUCAUUAUGUAAGUAGUUAAAAUUGCAGUCAUCUAUCUUUAUGUUUGCAAAUUUUUUUCAGAAACCAGACAAAAAGAAGUCGUAUCCUCUAUGAUAUGCUGAACACAGAAAUUGUAAAAUACUGUAGACGUAUUACACAAACAGUAAAAUGAAGAGAAUUAUAUAAAGUAUAUAGUUCAGGAUUCUAGCAUAUAUGCAGGCUUGGGUCUAUGGAACAUGUUUGUUUAAGUGAAAUCAUUCACUCUCCAACGUGUUAAAAAAUGUAUUUGUAAAUGAUAAGUAUGGGGUCAUAAAAUUCAGAGUCUAAGUGGUGAAUUUCUUAUUACUGUCAAAUAAGAUAACAUCAACAUUAAUUUUUGUUUUCUAAUGAGUCAUUCAAGCUACAGUCCUCUGUUUUCAGUAAUACUUAUUGUGUCAUUCAAAGUAAAGUUCCCAGUUUUCAGUGAUAAUUUUUGUGUCAUUUAAAACUAAUUCCCCAGUUUUCGGUGAUACUUAUUUUGUCAUUCAAAAUGAAGUCCCCAGUUUUCAGUGGUACAGAAGACAGAAUAGGCAAUGUAACACAAAAUGCACGCUUUUUCACAGAAAAUUAUAUUUUCUAUGAUAACAAAAAUUAUGUGAUAAUUUCAAGGCCAAAUGUAUCAAAAUUAGGAAAAUAGAGGUUAGACAUACAAAAAAAAAUGUACUAAAAACAAGGCAUUAAUCAUUUCCUAGGGGAUAAGAUCAUCUUUGAAUUAAACAGUUGUCACUCUUUACCUUCAUCUUUAAACAUUGUCAUGAGUAAGAGAUAUCUUCAAUUUAAUCAUAUCUAUGGUCUAGUUUAUUUUAGUAUGAAUGAUGCACAGAAUUUGUGCAUAUUUUACUCAGAAUUUCUAUUAAAAAGAAUUCUGUAUAUAUCAAUACAUGAAAUUUUUAAAUGUACAGUAUAGAAAGCUAAUGGAUCCAAGAUUACUUUAAUGAUUUUCUUUAAAAAAUAAUCAUUUACCCUAAUUUCGAAAAGAUACAUUGUAAUAAUGUCACUUCAUUGUUUUAUUAUGGUAAAAGAUUAUGUGAUUAGGCCCAUGUGUUACCCAUAUUUGAUGUUUUUGUUUGAAUUAUUGUAUGUGAAUGAUAGUAGAAAUCAUUGUGUUGAUAAAAGAUGUAUGAUUCCAUAGCAGAAAUGCAGAAUUAUUCCAGGGGAACUGAAGGGGAAAAAAAGGGAAACUAGCUUAAUUUAUAUUCACAUGAAGCUGAUCGUGGUUGGUAUUGGAGUGAUUUUUGUUCAGUGUUCAAUUUUUUUUUUUGCACAGAUGUAGAGGCAGCCGGAUAAAAAAGAACUUUAAAAUCAUAAGGGGAAAAUAAAGUUAACAGAAUAAUAAUAAUAGGCAUUUAUAUAGCGCCGUCUAUCAAGAAAUAUUCUAUUCCGAGGCGCGUUGUUAUUCCCCCGGCUUUAGCUCGAGCUGCCUUUCAGCGCUCGUGCAUUCAAGGAAUUAAUCCUGCCGGGUACCCAUUCACCUCACCUGGGUUGAGUGCAGUACAAUGUGGAUAAAUUUCUUGUUGAAGGAAAUUACGCCAUGGCUGGGAUUUGAACCCACGACCAGUCAGAGACUAAUCCACUGGGCCACAACGCUCCACAUGCAUUUUAUUGCUGAAACAAUUCUAUCAAACUCUAUUCAAAUCAAUAUUGUUUUGUUCAUGUAAGCACUCUACUAGCGUUCUAGUCAUUCAUGCAAAUUUACUCCGAUGAGUGCAUGUCGAUAAACUUCAUUACGUCUGUUUUAAGACUAUAAGCAAUAUUUUCACCUACUGCUUUAAAGGAACCAACCAAUUGUAUGUAAACUUCUCAGCCCACAAGUCUAUAGAAUAAUGAUCAUGAUUAUAGUGCAUUUUUUCAUUUCUGUUGUCUGUCAGAUAUGAAACUGAUACUCCAUGAUUAGUACCCCAGCUUUAGCAUAGAUUUGCAAUAAGACACUUAAGCUUUUUAAAGGAAUAAAUCCCUGGUUUCCUUUUACUUCACCUGGGUUGAGUGUGGCAAAUGGAAAUCAAUGCCUUGCCAGAGGACAUUAAUUCCACAGCAGGAUUUGAACCCUAAACCUACAGUCAAAAGGCAUAUCCACUAGACCACGACACCUUAUUUAUUAUAAAAUUAUAGGUUUUCAUUCGGGAAUGAAACUUUUUUUGGGUACAUGUUCAUUUUUGUACUUUGUGUUACGAGUAUUAAUGUAAAAAAUUAAUUUUCACUUUAUUUUCUUUAUUAUAGUGUACAGUAAACCCAGUUUGAGAGAUCAUAUUUUAAUUGAAAAGAAAUGAUAUUAGUAACUUAUGUGUAUGAAAUAAACAUGAGAGACGGGUCAGAAUGCUUGCUUCAUUUAACCCAUAGAGGUAUGCAUUUUUCACAACGUCAAAAUCAUUAUUUUUGCUCCUCAAAUUGGCAAAAAUUAUUGCUUUUGUAUUAAAUUGGCAACAAUCAUUAAUUUUGUAUUGAAUUGCCAACAAUCUUUAAGUUUGUAUAAAUUGUGGUUAUUGGCAGCAAUCAUUGUUUAUGUAUUAAAUUGGCAACAAUUAUCUCUGAUUUUUUCAUACAUUUUGGUUAUUGGCAACAAUCAUUUAUUUUGUAUUCACAAUUUUACAAAAUAAAUCGAUAAAACAUAAAUCAAACUUAAUGAAGAGUAAUUUUAUGGAAAAGUCACCAAUUUGCCCUUUCGGGUUAUUUUUUUCAUCGCAUUGCCUACUGUGUAAUGAUUAAUUUGAUCAAGUUAAAGUGGCUUACAGGUAUAUUCCAGAACGGCACCACAUACUGUACUAAUCAUUUUCCACAUGUAAUUGUUCGCAUAACUGCAAAUAUAUCUCCAAAAGGGGGCACUGUACCUCUAUGGGUUAAAGAUAUUUCCCACAAUGUCAGGAGUCGAGUGUAGAGUUUAGAUAAAAACCAUAUUCCUCUUGUAUAUAAUGUGUGCUUUCUUGAAAUAAACACACAACUAUGAGUGAA